This is a messenger RNA of Penicillium taxi, 732 nucleotides long. Its product is annotated as putative DNA repair protein Dds20/Mei5. The transcript is spliced from 2 exons. The record is from RefSeq and is a predicted model, not a curated record. Gene Ontology annotation, biological process: DNA recombination. The coding region runs from base 1 to 732 and encodes 243 amino acids. NCBI's taxonomy places the organism in Eukaryota, Fungi, Ascomycota, Eurotiomycetes, Eurotiales, Aspergillaceae.
AUGGCUGAUAUUUCACCCAACAAACGUCGUCGUAUGAAUGCUGAAUCGGUACUCUCACGACCAUUCAAAUCACCACUUCGUCGACCUGUUCCACCUGCGUCUUCAUGUGAAGUUCUACCAUCAACAGAAGUGAGCACCGUCCCAGUGACUGCAAACGAUGCCGUAGCAUCGACCUCCACGUCUUCCACCGUUGACAAAAAGCCCAUCUCUCGUCCUUUCCUGCCAAUGCUAAAGAAACAGCCAUCAAUUGAUCCAGAAAUGAAAGAGCUACAAAAUGAGAAACGCGAACUUGACGCACUGCUACGAAAAACACAAGAGGAUCUCGAUAUGGCACAACAAGCUUUGAAAAUCCGAUCUUCAAACAAAGUGGCAGAACUGCAAGAAGAGAUCGUCAAAUGGCGACGCAUUGCCCAUAAUGUGGCUGAUGAAGUUUUCGAAAAUGCACAAGAACGUGUGUCGAAGAUGGGCGGGAUAGCUGCUUGGAAGAAGCAAAACAAGCCUAAUGCAUCAUCGGGAUUCGGCUCAUGGGGAUUUGACGAUGACCAACUGAAACAAGAUCUUGCAGGAAACGGGGAGCAAGAUGUCGAUAUAUCGGAUCAAACCCACGAGGAAGAAAAAGAGGAAGAAAAUGAGAACGAGGAGUUUAACAUGGGAUAUAUGCUCAAGACACUCAAUAUUGAUCCCAAGGCAAUCGGCUAUGAUGUCGCCGGAGACAAGUGGAUUCGGGACUGA